This is a messenger RNA of Hyaloscypha bicolor E, 666 nucleotides long. RefSeq lists its product as uncharacterized. The record is from RefSeq and is a predicted model, not a curated record. Lineage: Eukaryota; Fungi; Ascomycota; Leotiomycetes; Helotiales; Hyaloscyphaceae. Gene Ontology annotation, biological process: positive regulation of transcription by RNA polymerase II; mitotic cell cycle. Gene Ontology annotation, molecular function: DNA-binding transcription factor activity, RNA polymerase II-specific; RNA polymerase II cis-regulatory region sequence-specific DNA binding. The transcript has a single exon. The annotation marks the transcript as partial. Gene Ontology annotation, cellular component: nucleus.
GCAUCCCAUCGGCGAGGGCCUUGGUCCCAGGCAGAAGAUGCCUACUUGUGUCAGCUGGUGCACACCCAGGGAGCAUUGAAUUGGGUCCGGAUAGCCCAACUCAUCGGCUCUCGGUCCCCCAAACAGUGCCGAGAACGGUAUCACCAAAACCUCAAGCCAUCACUGAAUCACGAGCCGAUCAGUCCCGAUGAGGGUCUGCAAAUUGAGCGCAUGGUAGGAGAAAUGGGGAAGCGAUGGGCUGAGAUUGCUCGUCGACUCCAUGGUCGAAGCGACAAUGCCGUCAAGAAUUGGUGGAACGGCAGCAUGAACCGUCGUCGACGUCUCGUCCUACGACGAAGGCCUUCCUCUCAACAUACCACCACCUUUGAUGAGCGUGCUCAACCUCUAUCAUUCGCGAGACCCCUUGGUCGUCCCCUCGACCUCACACCUUCGGGCUUCCCUUGUCGACAUGGUCCGGACGGACCCCUUCCUUCUCCAGCGGUCUCGGAAGGCUCACGAGCAGAGUCAGUCGAUGGAGCACCUUCGCUGGUGUCAGAUAAUGGCUCCGCCUUCUCGAUAUCCCCUCGCCUAGCUUCCUCGCCUGGGGUUGAGCUACCUCCCCUGAAUCCUUUUAGUCGCGAUAACCGAAGACCAAGCUUGCCAACACUCUCCUUCAGACCGAAUUCU